UCAAUCAGUUAGAAUUUAGAGUUUGUUGGAUGAAUACAUCUCGGCCGGUAGCACUUAUACUAAGUGUGUUUUAAUUAUUAUCAUGUCUACAAAGCCUGGAAACUUCAAAAAUCCAUUCCAAAGACCAUGGAUGACAGAAACAGGUGCAGCGGCUGCGGCAGGGGGCUCAGGAUCGGUUGGUUUGAAAGGAGUUGUGGCUGGCGGUAUCACUGGAGGCAUUGAAAUUUGUAUCACAUUCCCUACCGAAUAUGUAAAAACACAACUGCAAUUGGACGAGAAAGGUGGCACUAAGAAAUACACGGGCAUUUUCGACUGCGUUAAGAAAACGGUGAAAGGCCAUGGAUUCUUCGGGUUAUAUAGAGGUCUCAGUGUAUUAUUAUAUGGAUCAAUACCUAAAUCAGCUGUCAGAUUCGGAGUAUUCGAACAAGCGAAAUUAUAUAUGGUGACAGAGAAUGGUACACUAACGAACACAGGGAAACUGGCGUGCGGAUUGGCCGCUGGUGUGGCCGAGGCAGUCUUCGCCGUGACCCCCAUGGAGACGGUCAAAGUCAAGUUCAUUAACGAUAUGAGAACAGAGAAUCCGAGGUUCAAAGGUUUCUUCCACGGUGUAGGGACUAUCGUUAGGGAAGAAGGUUUAGGCGGUGUGUACAAGGGUGUUACGGCAACAAUAAUGAAGCAAGGCAGCAACCAAGCGAUCAGAUUCUUCGUGAUGGAGUCUCUGCGCGACUGGUAUAAGGGAGGGGAUAAGGACAAGCCUGUGCCUAAAUAUAUUGUAGGGCUGUUCGGCGGUGUUGCAGGUGCCGCAUCAGUGUUCGGUAACACACCGAUAGAUGUAGUCAAGACCCGAAUGCAAGGGCUCGAAGCUGCCAGGUACAAAAACACACUAGACUGCUUUAUCAAGACUUGGAAACAAGAGGGACCAUUAGCCUUCUACAAAGGUACCGUGCCGCGACUCAGUAGGGUAGUAUUCGAUGUAGCAAUCACAUUCACUAUCUACGACAGUAUCAUGGACGUAUUCAACUAUCUGUGGAAGUAGUCAAAGACAAACCCUAAAGUUUUCUAAUCAUAGACAAUAGUCUUGUAUACAAUAUAGCUGUACAAAUUAUAUGCUUGAGCCGCGCUUGAGUUUAGACGUUAAGUAGAACGAAUAUAAGUGUUUUGUAACAUCGAAAGAGUAUAUUUCUAUAGGACACCUUACAUUCGUAAGUGUAGUUGUUUUUGUAUUGUUAAGAAUGUAUUUAUUUUCAUAUUUUCUUUUACUAUUUUACUCAUAUUGUGAAGUACGACGCAUUGUGGUGAUAGUAUUUUGUACAGUUUAUUUUUAUGUUUUUAAACAUGUUUAACGUAAAAUGACGAGAAUUCGUAAAACAAAAAGCUACUAUUUCGUUGUUUAAUUGCAUAGAUUUUUUUAUAGGUGUUGUAUUUUAACUUAGUUGACUGUACGAAGUACUUUCUAUUAUGUUUUGCUAUUCUUCAAAAGAAUUCUUGACAUAUAAUAUUUGUAUGCUAUCAUGGUUUGUUUUAGAAUGAGGUCAAAACUGAAACCAGACUUUAUUUAUUUUUAAUGAUUUUAUGGCCUCUCGUACCGAUAUAACUUGUCUAUUACAGAUUUCUAUAGGCCAUUUGUAACCAUUUACCAUCAUAUGGGCUGUGGGCUUGUUACCCGCCUAAAAACUCUCAUAUUGGUAUGGAAGUCAUAAAAUAUUUUACAAAGGAAAAAUGUUUAAUGGGCUUGGAUAACAGUCCCAGAAAAUAAGCUAAUAAUUGUCAUUGUAUUUUUAUCUAUGAUACGCUUUCGCGGUUAAAACCAAGAGCUGUCAUUCUUUUUUUCUUUUUUAAUAAAAAAAAAAAACGACUGAGUAUCGGCUAUAGUGACCAAGUAAGUAUGGUGACAAUUAGGUUAUAACAGCAGAUAAACAAUUAUUUAUGUAUAAUUAUCACUUAAUUACAAAUUUUACAAGAAUGUAUAUGUUGAAAACAUCGAAAUCUUUUUAUAUCCAUUUUCUUCUUUUAUUAUAUUAUAUUGAUAUUAUUUUUACUGAAAGUUUACAUUUUAAAAUGUAUACACAUCGGCAAAUUGAUGAAUGCAGUGUACUAACUACAAUAUAUUACUUUCCAACGUAGACUCGUACCUCGAGUUUUUUUAUGACUUUUACAAAUAACUUAUUUUUUUUUUAUACACCACUUUUAUCGAUCCCAAUAAAGAUCUCUUAAGUUUAAAAAACAAUAUAUGAGUCUUGUUAUGCAUUUUGUAAAGAUCUUGAGAGAUCUUAACGGACAUUCCACGGUGGACAUUUUGGUUUCCUUCAAAUAUACUGUUUAGUUAUUACAAUGUAUUUACGUACUCCAUUUUUAUUUUUUGUGUUGAAUGUUGAUAUUGUAUUUAUUUAUUGUUUUUGAUUGAAUAAAACGGUCAAAUUAUGGUAAA
Messenger RNA from Galleria mellonella (greater wax moth), 2428 nucleotides. It is a transcript of the gene sea, whose product is annotated as putative tricarboxylate transport protein, mitochondrial. The transcript has 5 exons. Lineage: Eukaryota; Metazoa; Arthropoda; Insecta; Lepidoptera; Pyralidae. The coding region runs from base 83 to 1036 and encodes 317 amino acids. Gene Ontology annotation, biological process: mitochondrial citrate transmembrane transport. The record is from RefSeq and is a predicted model, not a curated record.